Striga asiatica is the source of this 1145-nucleotide messenger RNA. NCBI's taxonomy places the organism in Eukaryota, Viridiplantae, Streptophyta, Magnoliopsida, Lamiales, Orobanchaceae. The record is from the annotation of a GenBank genome assembly.
CUACAACUAUAUAAAUAGCACACAACGAAAACUCUUUUAGCAUCAUCAUGUGAAAACCCAAACAUUUCAAUUUUCUCACAAUGAAGCUCUAUCAUUAUGUAUAUAGGCCUCAAAGUUAAAACAAAUUUAUCCUCUGAAAAACAGAAUAAAACAAAACAAAAAUAUCCGCUCGGUUAAUUUCUAGAACUCAUAGUCCAUCAAUAUGGCAGAGUUGCAAAGCUCUGAUGUGAUGAUGAAGAUCAUAAGAUUCCUCUCUUCCCUUCUCCAAAGAGUUGCAGAGACCAACGACUUGUUUGGCUCAUACAAUUCUCGAAAAAAUUCGAUUUUUCACGGGCUGACUAGGCCCGCAAUCUCCAUACAGGGCUAUCUCGAGAGGAUUUUCAAGUACGCGAAUUGUAGCCCGUCUUGUUAUAUCGUGGCCUACAUUUAUCUUGACCGGUUCACGCAAAAACAGCUUUCGAUGCCGAUUAACUCGUUCAACGUGCAUCGACUUCUCAUUGCCAGCGUAUUGAUUUCCGCAAAGUUCAUGGAUGACAUAUACUACAACAAUGCAUACUAUGCCAAAGUUGGAGGCAUAAGCACGGCUGAGAUGAACCUUCUAGAAGUCGACUUCUUGUUCGGCAUGAGCUUCCAAUUGAACGUGUCGACCUCAACAUUUCAUCACUAUUUAAGGGAGAUGAUCUUCCACCUUCCUCCCAUUAUUUAUGCAGCCCCAUCACUCAAUAUUGGCACCAAACCGAAGCUUCAAUUUUGUGUAAACGAAGAAGGACACACAACUCAUCAUCAACACCAAUUAGCAGUCUAAUUAGCUGGCUCUCGCGGUUUUUUUGAUCCAUAAUUUUGAUUACAUUUGACGGAAUAGAAUUUAGAGCCAAGAUAAAAGAAAGUUUAAUCCCACUGAUCUAUUUUUGUCACGUAUCUUUUAGCAAACAAUCGGGUUUAGUUUCUUUUUGGAACGAUAACCGGAUUUGACUUUUUAUCAGGAAAUAGUGUUACAAUUUGAUUGGAUGGAUUCAUAUUCAAGGGUUUUUCCCUCCUUAUUUUGAGUCGGUGGAAAUACCGAAACAGAGUUGUCAAAUUGGUCAAGAUAUUGUAGUCUACCGAAACAGAGUUGUCAAAUGCCAUUUUACACUAGUUUUAUUUUA